AUGGUAGACCAACCAACGAAAUCCCUUUUGGAGUACGGUAUUCCUGAUACGACUACCGGAGUCCUUUCUAGCAUCAUAAGACCACCUGUAACAGCUCAGCACUUCGAGCUCAAGCCGCAAUCCAUCCAAUUCAUCUCCAAUGAUUCAUUCGCAAGGCUACCACAUGAUUGCCCAGUAAAUCAUAUUGAUAGUUUCUUGGAGAAAUGUGAUACUAUGAAAAUGAAUGGUUUUAUAGAUAAUGCUAUCAGACUUCGCCUUUUCCCUUUUUCACUACGGUAUAGGGUGAAAGAGUGGUUGAGAGAUGAAGACACUGGCUCGUUCGAUACAUGGGACAAGCUAGUGAAGGCCUUCUUAGUGAAGUUUUUGGGACAUGAGAAGACUGCCAGGUUGAGGAACGAGCUAUCCACCUUCCGACAGUCAGAUGACGAGUCUCUCUAUGAGGCUUGGAGAAGGUUCAAGAGGUUACAGAGACAAUGCCCUCAUCACGGUAUCCCAGAGUGGCUGUUGAUUCAAACCUUCUAUAAUGGCCUAACACAUGAGUUCCGAAUCUACAUUGAUGCUGCAUCAGGGGGUUCUCUCUUGACAAAGAACCCAACUGAGGCAAAGGAGCUGAUUGAGAAGAUGGCGUCCAAUGAUAAUUAUCAUCCAGGAGGUCGUCAGAAUGUGAAAAAAGGAGGUAAGCUUGAUGUAGAUGCUUUGACUAUGUUAGCCAGUUCUGUGCAGGCACUAACAAGCAGGUUUGAUAAGUUCCAAUCUGGAACUUCUACUAGCCCACUAGAGGUUUGUCAAAUGUGCAAUGUGCACGGCCACAUCGCACCGGAUUGCACGCAGAAUAUGAGUGAGAUGUCUAUUGAACAAGCCAAUGCUUUCUACUCUUCGAACCCCAAACAGCCUUUUGAUCCCUACUCCAAUUCUUACAACGAAGGUUGGAAACAACAUCCCAACUUCUCUUAUAAGAACACCCAAGGACAACAGAAUCCACCAUCACAACCAUCCCUAUCCAACAACUACAACUCACCACCCAGUUUCCAACAAAGAACACCUAUGAACCAACAACCAACGCAACUACUUUCCUAA
Messenger RNA from Chenopodium quinoa (quinoa), 1077 nucleotides. RefSeq lists its product as uncharacterized. The transcript has a single exon. The record is from RefSeq and is a predicted model, not a curated record. The coding region runs from base 1 to 1077 and encodes 358 amino acids. NCBI's taxonomy places the organism in Eukaryota, Viridiplantae, Streptophyta, Magnoliopsida, Caryophyllales, Amaranthaceae.